Messenger RNA from Ailuropoda melanoleuca (giant panda), 5161 nucleotides. RefSeq names its product fem-1 homolog B (gene FEM1B). Bases 681 to 2564 code for a protein of 627 amino acids. NCBI's taxonomy places the organism in Eukaryota, Metazoa, Chordata, Mammalia, Carnivora, Ursidae. Gene Ontology annotation, molecular function: protein binding. Gene Ontology annotation, cellular component: nucleus. The transcript has 2 exons. The record is from RefSeq and is a predicted model, not a curated record.
CACCCGCCCCCUCCCGGCCCAGUCUGCGGAGGCGCGCCUUCCUGCUCGCCCCGAGUUCGGGGGCUGCUGCUGCGGGAGCGUUCCGCCUCGCCCCGGAGGCCCCCAGGCGUGGAGCUGCGAAGCCAUCGGCAGCGUCUGGCGCUUCUGAGCUCUGGUGGGCGAGGACCUGCGGGUUUCCUCCAACUGGGGAGGACGCAGAGCGGAGGCGGAGGCCGAGGCAGUUUUCAGGCCUUAGGCCCGGUGGGCCGGGGCGGGGGAGACGCGCCCAGCAUUCGCCAACCGGGGCGCGUGCGGUCCUCUUGGGACCUCGCCGGCGACCCGUAGCUCGGGCACGCGCCUGUCGCAGCCCGCAGGAAGGAGGGGUCCGGCCUGAGGCCCGGGGCGGCGGCCGCCAUGGAGAUCCCCUCGGCCCAUGGCCGACGCCUGGGGCCUCGGAGGCGGCCCUGACCGCCCUCCUCCCUGCUGGGGCCGGAUCGCGGACGUGCCCCCUGCGGCAUUCGGCCACCUCUGCGUCUCCGCCCUCCCCGGGCCGCGCUGCUGCCUGGGCGCGGCGGCGGCGACGGCGCCCUGUUGAAUGGGCUGUGAGGGCCCAGGUUUGAAGCUCUGGCGAACGCGGCCUCCGGGGGCGCAAGGCAGCAGCAGCGGUGGCGACCAAACGGGUGUUGGAGUUGGCGGCGGCCAUGGAGGGCCUGGCUGGCUAUGUAUACAAGGCGGCCAGCGAGGGCAAGGUGCUGACCCUGGCCGCCUUGCUUCUCAACCGGUCUGAAAGCGACAUCCGCUAUCUGCUGGGCUAUGUCAGCCAGCAGGGAGGCCAGCGCUCCACGCCCCUCAUCAUCGCAGCCCGCAAUGGGCACGCCAAGGUGGUGCGCUUGCUGUUAGAACAUUAUCGGGUGCAGACUCAGCAGACCGGCACCGUCCGCUUCGACGGGUAUGUCAUUGACGGUGCCACCGCUCUUUGGUGUGCAGCAGGAGCGGGACAUUUUGAAGUUGUUAAACUUCUCGUCAGCCAUGGAGCCAACGUGAACCACACCACAGUAACUAACUCGACCCCCCUGCGGGCAGCGUGCUUUGAUGGCAGACUGGACAUUGUGAAAUACUUGGUUGAAAAUAAUGCCAACAUCAGCAUCGCCAACAAAUAUGACAACACCUGCCUGAUGAUUGCAGCAUAUAAGGGACACACAGACGUGGUCAGAUACCUUUUAGAGCAGCGAGCUGAUCCCAAUGCUAAAGCCCAUUGCGGAGCCACAGCCCUGCACUUCGCAGCUGAAGCCGGGCACAUAGACAUUGUGAAAGAGCUGAUAAAAUGGCGUGCUGCUAUCGUAGUGAACGGCCACGGGAUGACGCCCUUAAAAGUAGCUGCUGAAAGCUGUAAAGCUGAUGUCGUCGAACUGUUGCUCUCUCACGCUGAUUGUGACCGAAGAAGUCGGAUUGAAGCUUUGGAACUCUUGGGUGCCUCCUUUGCAAAUGACCGCGAGAACUAUGACAUCAUGAAGACGUACCACUAUUUAUAUUUAGCCAUGUUGGAGAGGUUUCAAGAUGGCGAUAACAUUCUGGAGAAAGAGGUUCUCCCACCAAUCCACGCUUAUGGGAAUAGAACUGAAUGUAGGAAUCCUCAGGAACUGGAAUCCAUUCGGCAAGACAGAGAUGCUCUUCAUAUGGAAGGCCUUAUCGUUCGGGAACGGAUUUUAGGUGCUGACAAUAUUGAUGUUUCCCAUCCCAUCAUCUACAGGGGAGCCGUUUAUGCGGAUAACAUGGAAUUCGAACAGUGCAUCAAGUUGUGGCUGCAUGCCCUGCACCUGAGACAGAAAGGUAACAGGAAUACCCACAAGGAUCUUCUUCGCUUUGCUCAAGUUUUCUCACAGAUGAUACAUUUGAAUGAAACUGUGAAGGCCCCAGACAUAGAGUGUGUUUUGAGAUGCAGUGUUUUGGAAAUAGAACAGAGUAUGAACAGAGUAAAAAAUAUUCCAGAUGCUGAUGUCCACAACGCCAUGGACAAUUAUGAAUGUAACCUCUAUACGUUUCUGUAUUUAGUGUGCAUCUCCACCAAAACACAGUGCAGUGAGGAAGAUCAGUGCAAAAUUAACAAGCAGAUCUACAACCUGAUUCACCUUGACCCCAGAACUCGGGAAGGGUUCACCUUGCUGCAUCUUGCUGUCAACUCGAACACCCCGGUUGAUGAUUUCCACACCAACGACGUCUGCAGCUUUCCAAAUGCACUCGUCACAAAGCUGCUGCUGGACUGUGGCGCUGAGGUGAAUGCCGUAGACAACGAGGGGAACAGUGCCCUUCACAUCAUCGUUCAGUACAACAGGCCCAUCAGCGAUUUCUUAACCUUGCACUCUAUCAUCAUCAGCCUGGUCGAAGCUGGCGCUCACACCGACAUGACAAAUAAGCAGAAUAAGACUCCGCUAGACAAAAGUACCACUGGGGUGUCUGAAAUACUACUUAAAACUCAAAUGAAGUUGAGUCUCAAGUGCCUGGCUGCCCGAGCAGUUCGGGCUAAUGACAUUAACUACCAAGACCAGAUCCCCAGAACUCUUGAAGAGUUUGUUGGAUUUCAUUAAGUGACUGGAUAUGUAAAAUCGUUUAAUGUGGUGCUAAAAAGUAAAGGACUUUAAUCACAGACAAUAGAAUUAUGUGUUCAUAAAUUCUCCUUUUCUUUCCACUACCCUGCCUCCCUACCUAACCUUCCUUAGUUCUGUAUUGGGUCUUUUUGCCUCAUAACGGUUAUUGAUUUCAAAUACACUUUAAACAAAGCCACAUGGUUUAGGUGUAAACUCUAAUCUAAGGUAUCUGGAUAUUGGUCACUUAACUUUUUCUUUUUUUCUUCGUUUGUGUCUUUUUCUUUCUUAUCGAAGUAUAAUUGAGAAACAUCAGUUUCAGGUGUACAACGUGAUUCAACGUUUGUAUUUUUUUUUUAAGGAAUGAGUAUAAAAUAUUUUGUUUAUGUAACAAGGGACAUUUAUGAUUUGAAGUUGAUAAUGUUUUAAAAAACUGCCUACAAAAGUAUUUCUGUUAAGCCUGUGUCAGCGUGUUAUCCUUGCAGCAGUUUUGAGGAUCUCAUGAAGAAAAACAACUAAAAAGGACCAUUAAAAGUAACGGGAUACCCAGGUGUUCCACACGUGCCAAACUGCUGUGGGUAGUGUUCACUCUUCCAAGAUUUAUGUGGAGUGAUACAACACAUUAUAACAUCAGGAGGAUUUCAAAAAAUAUGGCUGCAGAUUAAUCUGAAAAUGUGCUAAUUUAAUAAUAGUUACACAUUUAUAAAGUUAAAUCCAUUGAAAUUGUUGCAUUAUGCUGGGUGGUAUAUACAAAGUAGUAGUAAUCUUAAAGCGAUUUUUCAGAGAAUCCUGAUGGACUACUUGCCUUUAGGCUUAAAUUCUAAAAUUCUUUGAAGUCUCUGUUUCAAUGUAAUUUCUCUAAAUUGCAGCAGUCUGCAUUUGACUCAACUCACAGACAUGUAAAAAUUAUGAAUGCUGUGUUUUCUUAUGAAACAAAUUGUUAUAAUAUAGUUAUGCAUUCUAUUUUUGUCCCUUUCUCCCUUUCCUCCUGUGUGGUCUCUUUUAAAAUUUGGAAACUGCUUUUCCAGAGGGCAUUGUUUGUGCCCCCCGAAUAAGGUGUUUAUGACGGAUGAAAAGGAACCCAGGAUGUUGUAAUUUUUUCGCUUUCUUUACUUUGUCCCUUAUAAGUAGAAAAAUCACUAGUGUGGUAUAGGAAAUCAGAUGGUUUUGAUGAUAAAAAUAAUUCGCAAUGCUCCUUUGAAAGGUGUUUCUGUGAGAGCUGCAAGUUUUUCAGCCACAAAAUGUCACGGAUUCUGAUAGGCUUUGCAGAGGUCUCUGUGUUUUUUCUGUUCUGUUGUAAUGGCAGCAUUUUAACUGUCAGACUAAAAGUAUUCUGUGAUUAUCUUUUAAGCAUCACAGAAAUUCAAGCAAAGGGUACACACCUAUCGAUGUUAAAAAUGAUAAAAUAAAAUUAGCUAUAUCGGUAUUUUUCUCUCUAGUGCCAAACGAAUGCCUUAGCUGCUCGUAGUGCAUGGUGCUGUAAGUGAGGACCUGCAGCUUGUUCUUCUUCAAUGAAAAGCAUUAUGAUUAUGUAGUAACAUCAGAUAGAAACUAAAAAAACAGACACAAGCCCCCUGCCCCCAAACGCGUCUGGUUUCAGUGGUCAUUUUAUGUACGCGUAUUGUUCCGUGAAGUACAAGAGAAGGAUUGCAGUCAGAUCGGUAGAAGAUCUAAUGACCAAGCCAAAAUUAGCACCUAGGGCCUUAAAUAAAAUAGCUACCCCACGAAAUGAAAUCAUUCGAAGGGUGGGAAGGAAUGGCAGGUGGGAAGCUUAAAAACUUGUCCCCCCGAGAACGCAAGAUACUUUGACGGAUACGGUAGUUACUCUUCGUGUUCUUCUUGCUUCAGCUAGGAAUGUUUUGAUGGUAAAUUCUGUCAUGGUAAUAUAUUUCUGUUUUUCUAACCGGAGGUGUUUACAAGGAGGGUUUUUAGGGUGGUUUAAAGGGAGGCAUUUGAAUGAGCCCUAAUUCGAAAAUUACCGGCCUCGCUCCUCCUGGUAUGAAUCUAGGAAACACUGUACCUUGCUCUUGGCAACUCUCAUGGCCUGAAAGAGAAAAUGCAUGGCCUCAAGGUGAGUGAAUCCCGCCUUUUCCACAGCUUAGAUCAGACCCUGUGUUUUUCAGACUUCAAGGCCUGCUUCUUUGAUCGUUUGAGGAGUGGCUAAGGUACUUGGUAUUCAGUUGGUUCCAUUAUUAAUGUGUAUGAUUUUUCAACACCAGAACUUAAAAUAUCAGAUAAUGUUGCAUGUUUUAAAAACCAUUUCAUCCCUUUGGCUACCCAGGACCAGCGCUAUUUUAGAUAUUGCUUAUUUAUAAAAUGAAGAUAAUGAUUACAUGUACAUAUUGAGACAUCAAAAUUUCAUGACAGUGUUUUUGAGAAGGGAUGAAUGCUGGAGAAAGUAGAACUGCUGAUUGAAAUGCUGACAGAGUUGGAGAAAGAAUUUGAAGACAGUGGAAUAAACUAUGAACUCUGCUAAUGGUAACACAUUUUUUUACUAUAGUAUAGUAGUACAUUGUGCUAAGGUUCUAAUUUUGUCUUGUAAAAUAAAUCCAAGUGUGUAUUGUGAAACAUCUGUAUAAAACCAUUCUUGAAACCAGUGA